UGCUGACUGACUCCCCAAUCUUUCCUCGCUUGUACGUUAUGGAUGUUCACAUAAUCACAUCCUAAAUGUAGAGUACCAGCUAAAAGUCUGGAUACACCUACUGAAAAUCGUUUGUUUUUUAACGAGAUAAUGACCCUAAGCGCACCUCAAGGUGAUGUAGAAGUAUAAUCUUGUGAGCAAGGGGUGGAAGGUGUGAAAUAUCAGAUCAUCACAUCUUCAGGUCAUGAAGGUAGCAUAUGAAGACUUGACAACACAAACGUGCCAGGGAUGGAUUCUCAUCUCUUUCCAUUUCCCCCCAAGGUGCUUCACCCUGGAAGAUAUACUGUGAUGUCGACGAGGUGCUCUGACUUGACAGUUAUCAAGUGAUAGAUCAGCGAAAUGUAUUGCAGUAUCCACAAGUUUGUCUCAGUGUUGUCAUUCCAUGAAUGUCCUUGUUCUUCACUGCACAAUAUUCAUUUCAGGGAAAAUAGAUCAUUACACAGUACAUGUACAGCUAGGAUGAAAAAAAUCCUUCCAGGACCGUUGAAAAUCCAUUCAAGCCAACAAGUUUGGAGAGAAUGUUGAGUUUAAUCAAUGCAGAACGUCGAGAUGGAGCCCAACUCAUUGAAGUGGGUCGGCUCGCCGUGCGCUUUGCAAGGACCUCGCAUUCUCUACAAAGCCUUUAAAUUUCACCUUAACGGCAAACCGAGAAUUCUGUCCCUUGGCGACUUUUUCUUUGUCAGAUGUGAACCAGAAGACCCAAUUUGCAUAGCAGAACUCCAGCUGUUGUGGGAAGAAAAAACAUCCAAGCAACUUUUAUCGAGCUCUAAACUUUAUUUUCUUCCAGAAGACACUCCCCGGGGAAGAGCUGUCAGUCAUGGAGAGGAUGAAAUUAUUGCUGCCUCUGAGAAAGUAGUUGUGAAGUUGGAAAACUUGGCAAAAUGGACCAUGUCAGAUUUCUCAGAGUGGAAAUAUGGACUGGAAGCAAUGGCUCUGAAGCCUUCCAUAGUCAAGGAACUCCGCCAAAAUGGACAGAAGCAGGUUCUGCACAAGUACAGGGAAUCAACUCUCAACAGUGGCCUCAACUUCAAGGAUGUCUUAAACGAAAAGGCAGAAUUGGGUGAAGAUGAGGAGCGAGUUCUGGUUCUGAGCUACCCGCAGUACUGUCGGUAUCGGUCCGUUAUAGCCCGCCUGCGAGAGUGGCCCUCAUCCUUGGUGAUAGAGCAUGUUCUGCUGGCCUUGGGUGGCAUCGUCUCCAUUGGCAGCACCCAUAUAUUCUACUGCCGUGAAACCUUCAACCACCCAACACUCCCCGAAAAUGGAAACGUCUGUGACAAAUUUGGCCCUAGUUUGAAAGGCCGGCUCAGGAAGAACAAGCUGCCGCUCUCCCAGCAGCACAGAGCCCAGGGUCUGUGCGGCACCAAGGAAGCCAGUAACGCUGAGGACAAGGCCACUGUCAAGGCAAAAACGGAGAGUAAGGCAUUUGUUACCAAACCCAAAAACAGCAGUGCCUGUAAAAAGGUAUUUGCUGUCAAGAAGUCCAAGCUGGGGGCAGGCAAGGAAGCCCAUGUGGAUGAGCAGGCAUUUCUAGUAGCUCUGUACAAAUUCAUGAAAGAGAGGAAAACACCCAUUGAAAGGAUACCUUACCUGGGAUUCAAGCAAAUAAACCUUUGGACUAUGUUUCAAGCUGCUCAAAAAUUGGGAGGAUAUGAACUGAUUACAGCCCGCCGACAGUGGAAAAAUGUGUAUAAUGCGCUUGGGGGCAAUCCUGGAAGCACAAGUGCUGCAACCUGCACACGCAGACAUUAUGAGAGGCUUAUCCUCCCAUAUGAGAAGUACAUCAAAGGGGAAGACGGCAAGCCCAUUGCUCAGGUCAAGCCGCGGAAACAGGAGUGUGACAUCCAAGACAGUGGCAGCAAGGCACGGGCCGUCAUAACAAAACACACCAAAGACGAGCAUCAGCCGGAACCCAAGACUGACAGCUUUCAUUCAGAAAAAGGACUUUCCUCUUCACAGGUACCUGACAAUACGGAGGAGAGUCAAGAGUUUUGGCAGCCCCCGGAAAUGGGAAAUGAGAAGGAAGAGGAAUUACACCUCCCUGACAAAAAUAAGACUGAGGACAUAUAUGUACAAGCAAUGACACCACUGUCCCCUGCCUUUUCUGUAGAAAAUGGUCCAUCCAAGCACCUGUCCAAGGAUAACUCAUUUCAGUAUUCACUGGAGCACCGCGAAGAGUGUGAAUUCCUAGAAAGACAUGGCUACAAGGUGCUAGAGAACUCCAGUGGGCUUUGCCAAGGUAUUAAUCUGUCAUUGCAUCAAGGGAAGGAACAAUGGCAGUGCAGCCACCCUGAAUAUAAUAUACAUAAGAAGCAGGACCUUACUGUAAAUCGAAAGACUCCAAGUCAUGUGGACAUGGUACUGCCCACAUUAAAAUCAAAGCUAUUGCCCACUUUAAAAUCAAAGCCAUUGCCCACUUUAAAAUCAAAGCUAUUGCCCACUUUAAAAUCAAAGCCAUUGCCCACUUUAAAAUCAAAGCCAUUGCACUCUCCUACAGCCUGUAACACAUUAGCUAAUGAGACAGAUCUUCCCAGCAAGGAAGAGUCAUGUUUCAGUCAUUUACCAAUAUUGUACCCAAAGGGAAACCUGGGUAUUAUGUCUCCCUUGGCCAAGAAGAAGCUUCUGUCUCAGGUCACUGGUACUUCAUUUGCUAAUAAUUAUUCCUUUGGUUCUGCUCUUCUAAUGGUCAAUAAUAAAUGUAUAACUAAAAGUCCUGUGGAACUGCUUCCAGUGGAGGAUUCACACGUGUCCUGUGUGGAGGCCGUGGUAGUUAAGAGACCAUCUGUAAUACAACAUGCUCACAGUUUUAAACCCCCAGGUGUAGAAGAGAGAAGGCUCACAUAUGAAGAUUUGAAGACAGAUUUGUGCAGGAUAUGCAAACCUUCUCAGUUUCACUUACAGAAAAACCCUACCAUUGACUCAUACCCACUCAGUACUAAUGUUCUCAAGAACAUGGAGAAAACAGGAGAUAAUCAAAAAUUGUAUGAUUCCCACGCACCAAACAUCUUUGGUAAUGUUCAUUCCUGUCCACAUCUGCAUAGCAUUUACCAGCAGACAGAAUAUCAUAUGUUUAAGGAGCCCCUGACCAAAUACUGGAAAAGAAAAUUGUUUUCAGGAGACUGUAACAUUACUCAGAUGUCAUAUCCAAACAGUCAACAUGAUAGUAUCAUCUUAGACCAUGAUGGACUUCUAAAUAAAAAUGAGAAAAUAGCACCAGAGGACCAACCCAGAGAUUUGAGUCUUCCUAAGGAUUCUAUUCAUGAAUCAUCAUCCUUCAAAGCCCAUAGCAUUGCACAUCCUGACUUGAAGUAUCCCCCCCUUUUGUCCAAGAAUGGUCAGCAGACCAGCAGCCUGGACUAUCACCCCGAGGUUUGCCAUAUCUCCCCAGUCACAAUAUCUAGCCAGGAAAAAGCUACAGAAACUCUCCAGGAAUAUCCAGACAAAGAAGAUGACAUUGUUACUCUAAAAAUGGAGGAGCUAGUACAGCCAAUUCUGAACACCAAGUGUAAUAUGCAGAACAUUGCUGCUACUAGGCCCUUGAAAAGGUAUCAGCAAGAUUCAGAAAACGGGGUCCCUGAGAAGAAGAUGCGGGCCGUGACACCUGUCCCCUCCACAGCAGCGACCGGAAAGACACCCGACAGUGAAAGUGCGAGAUUAAAGCCAGUAGAUAUGUCUCAUGCCAUACAUGCCUACAGCCAAGUUGAAAACCUUAAACUAUCCCCACAACCCCUCAUCUUUCCCAAGCUGUACCCUGGGAUGCCCUUUUCUCAGGUACAGAAUGUCUGUAACAGUUUGAACUCCCAAGUCCCAGCUGAAAAGUCCCACCCUCUCCAGUUCUUGAAGAACUCAGCCAUCAUCUCCCCACUCAUGCCUCGGUUUGCAUUCCAUUCCACCACCAAUCCUCAAAACUUGGACAAGCACCAUGUUUGGGCCUCCUACGAUGAUUUUCUCUCCACCCUGAGUUCCCAGUCAUCCUUCAACCUCCCACAACUUUCCUCUGAGUUCCCCAGCCCCAAUAUGUCAUAGAUAGACUAGUCUGAUUUUCUACAUUGGCGGUUUCCUAGUUCCGCUGGAUAUGGAGUAAGAUGAGAUGUGGAGGUAAAGCUGUCAUCAGAAGGACACAUAAGUGUUGUGUUUAUUUGGGUAUGUUUCCAAAAUUUGACAGACUGGUCAAGAAUUGAAUGAUUCAAGGAUUUUUGUUGGUCACGUGCAAGGCAUACAGUGAGACUAUAAACCUGCAGUGAAAUGAAAGGCCGUCAACUCUGCCAUAACUAAAAUAGCAAAAGCAAUAAAAUAAACAGAAAAAAACAAGUAAUAAAUAAGGAACAGAAAGUUAUAUUCAUAAAGAAGAGGUAAAAACUGAGAAAAAUGAUGUGCUGAAAUAAAGUGAGUGGUGCAUGUACAGUAUGAGGAACAAGUGUUAAACUAAAACUAUGUAGUAAUUACUAAAUUACUUUAGUAAUUCAGUCAAUACAAAGUAUAGAGUAAAUCUGCCAAAUUACUGGCUUCCUUUUUUGAAAGCACUGUAAGAAAUUAUAUGUUUACUAUCAGAAGAAAUCCUUAUUUGGGGAGCCUCUUUAAGUGUAAACAAUUUGCAGUUUAGGAGCUUCUUCUGACAUCAGUGCGGAUUACGAAUGACUAUGCACCUGGAAGAUUGUAGUAUUCUCACAUUCCAUAUAAAAAAUCCUCACUAUUUUAUUACAGUUCUGUAAAAAUGUUUUGUAGUUUUGACAAUGACUUUAUAUCCGCCCAUGUCUAAAAUUGUUCAUUUUGUAUUUUAUUCACUAUCUACUAUUUGUAUAAAGGAAUUGAAUAUAAGUUAUAUUACAUCUUUUGGUUAGGUGUGUAAGAAAACAGUGCCUUUUGGGACUGUCGGUUAUGUAUACAAGUACUGCUGCAGAAGAGCAAGAGCAUUUUUCUGCACCUGAGAUACAUGGGCUAUUUUAAUGUUGGAAAGCUGAUUAGGUGCGUUAUGCUUUGUAAGUCCAAGUCCAACCUUACUUGAGUGACUCUGUGAAGGAAAGAAAAUGGCCCUUCUGAUUACAUUAAAAAUCAUGUGAUCAGUGUUACCCAGGCAAUUUCGCAUAGACACAAUAUCAUUAUAUAUAACAAUAAAUGUUACUUAUUGACAGAAUGAUAUUCAGUACAUGUCACAGAGUGAACAUAGAUUUGGACAUAGAUUUCUGAGUCAUAUUAAAGCAAUUCUUACUACUCCAGGGUAGUUAAAGUUUUCUAAUUCUGAUACUAGCAUAUGUGUUUGGCUGAGUAACUAUAGGAUGGAACAUCGUGACACAGGUUAGUUUUACCUUGUUAAUGAUGUGUUACUGCAAUAACUGUUACAAACCUGCUUAGUACGAGCGGAACUGCAGAUUCAGACAUUUGGUACAUGACCUUUUAUUAGGUAGUAAAGUGAUUUGGUUAAUUCUGAUAAUGAACAGACACAGCCAUGCACCAAAUAUCGGAAGUUGUGGUUCUUGCCAUACUGAAUACAAUUACUGCUGCAACAACACAUGUAUGUGACUCAGCCUCAAAGUUCAUUCUAUUUACUGUACGUAUGAGCUUUGGAAGUUUGGCCUUUAUAUAUGGGAAAUUAUGAUGUUAUGAAGAGGUGAAAAAACUUUUAAUUUUAAACAAGAAAAUGGGCUGUUUUCAUAUGGAUAGUUGCUGUAGUUAUUCACUGUAAGAUUUGUAACACUGGGACUAAUGGAAAGAUUGUGUGGUCACCAUUCAGAAACCACUAUGGGACAAACAUCUGGCUACAUUUCUAACUGGAGUUGUUGAGUAAAUCAUUUUAAGGAUCACUUAAAAACAUGUUCAUUAUUACAUUUUUGCAUCCAUCUGUUUUGGGACAAAGGGCUGUAACAUUUGUCCCAGAAAAACAUAUUUGUCUGUAUAUAUAAUGCAUAUUAUCUUUUAAACAUUUGUUGUUACAGUAUGAGUGUGCUUUGUAUAUAAUGUAAAAGUUGUAAAA
Paramormyrops kingsleyae is the source of this 6007-nucleotide messenger RNA. Its product is annotated as AT-rich interactive domain-containing protein 5B-like. Gene Ontology annotation, molecular function: transcription cis-regulatory region binding. The record is from RefSeq and is a predicted model, not a curated record. Gene Ontology annotation, biological process: regulation of transcription by RNA polymerase II. Gene Ontology annotation, cellular component: nucleus. Lineage: Eukaryota; Metazoa; Chordata; Actinopteri; Osteoglossiformes; Mormyridae.